AUGGUCAAACUUGACCUCGAAAAAGCCUAUGACAGGGUAGACUGGGGUUUUCUCAAGCUGGUUCUGAGAGCUUUUGGUUUCAGCGACAAAUGGGUAUCCCUUUUGGAAAAAUGCUGGAGUAAUUGCUGGUUUUCGAUCCUUGUGAACGUGGAAGCUUUCUCUAGAAAUUUCAGGAACCUCAUGGUGAGAGGGUGGAGUCACCCUUAUGCGAUUGGUAGAGGUCGGCCAAUUGCCACGCACAUGCUAUUCACCGACGAUACCCUGCUUUUCCUGAAUGGCAGCAAGUCUUCGUUGCAGGCAGUGAAGACGUUCCUGGAUGUGUUCCAAGAGGCCUCUGGGCAGAGGAUUAACUUUAUCAAGAGCUGUUUUAUCUACUCGGGGAAGCUCUCCGCCACUAGAAUUAGAAGUAUCAAGUGUAUUCUUGGGAUUGUUAAGUUGAGAGCGGGUCUACGUUACUUGGGCGUCCCCCUAGCCUCAGGUAAGGUGAAAUGCUCAGAUUUCCAAUUCCUCUUGGACAAGGUCCAAAGCAAGCAUUCCAUUGCAUGUUAUAUCGACUGCGGUGGUCCCGCUCAAGGUCACUUCCAGCUUGGAACAACACUUUGCAAGGUUCUUUUGGGCUGGGCUGAUGGAAAGAGUAAGCUCCACUGGAUAUCCUGGAAAAAGAUCUCAAGGCCCUUUGAAGGAGGUGGUUUGGGGAUCAGGAAACUAGCUGAAUUCUUGAAUGCUUUGAGGAUGAAACUAGAGUGGGAGGUGAAAUUCAGCGAGUUUAGUGGACUAUGGGCAGUUCUCAUGAGAGCCAAGCAUGGGGUGGAUCUGGAUUCUAGUUCUGCGUUGUCCUCAGCUAGAGGCGGCUCUCCUUUAUGGAGAAAAAUCAGGGAGCAGAUGGCCCUACUUGAGGGAAGCGUCCAAUGGCAGGUGGGUCACGGAGCUAGAAAUCUUUGGGAUGUUAAUUGGACUGGGCUAGGCCCCCUUGUGAGCUUGGUUUCCUCCCUGAUCCUAAGCGAGCUCCUCUCUUUACAGAUCAAGGACUUUCUCAGGCCCUUGGGGCCUUUCCCGACCUCGGCAGUGUUCUCCCUCCUUCCACAUGGUGUUGUGGAUUUCAUUUUCCAGGAAGGCUUCGCCACGUCAGAUGAAAAUGAUUCCUGUUUUUGGCCUCUGGAUCGUUCAGGUAAGUUUACUAUUAAAUCUGCCUGGAAGAUGAGUAGGCCUGUUUAUAGCCUUCCCGGUUGGUCAUAA
This is a messenger RNA of Magnolia sinica, 1236 nucleotides long. RefSeq lists its product as uncharacterized. The record is from RefSeq and is a predicted model, not a curated record. Lineage: Eukaryota; Viridiplantae; Streptophyta; Magnoliopsida; Magnoliales; Magnoliaceae. The transcript has 3 exons. Bases 1 to 1236 code for a protein of 411 amino acids.